AUGGAUAAUACUUUAUUAUUAGAAAUAGAAACUUUAAAAAAUUUAUUAGAUACUCUUGUAUCUAAUUAUUCUGAACAAUCAAAGAUUAUCAAAACUGAUAGUAAUAGAAUUUUUGAGUUGAAAAAUAAACAUACAAAUCUUAAAAUACAAAUGAAUGAAUUAUAUAAUAAAUUAGAAUUAAUGAAUUUAUAUUUAAAUCAAUUUGAAAAAUUAUUAAAUGAAAAAAAUAAAUUAAAAAAUGAAAACAAGUAUUUAAAAGAACAAUGGAAUGAGAG
Molecule: messenger RNA, 275 nt
Organism: Diversispora eburnea
Lineage: Eukaryota; Fungi; Glomeromycota; Glomeromycetes; Diversisporales; Diversisporaceae
Source: the annotation of a GenBank genome assembly